Messenger RNA from Linum tenue, 2581 nucleotides. The record is from the annotation of a GenBank genome assembly. NCBI's taxonomy places the organism in Eukaryota, Viridiplantae, Streptophyta, Magnoliopsida, Malpighiales, Linaceae.
CUCUCCCCAGUCCCCCCUUCUCCUUCCUUUCCACCCACCCUCCCUGACGACACGGAGACCGUUCGGUCAGUCCUCCUUCGCCCCUUUCCCUGUUUCGGUUGCCGAGAAAAUUUUCAGAAAAUGGAAGAAAGCGAUUCCUACACUAAGCAUGGAAGCAAAUUUAAUUACUCACGACUUACCGCAUUUCAUUACUAAGUGAGGUUCCCGCUGAUUUUUCUUUCACCUGAAAUUUCUGGCAGGUGACCGCGCAUCGGAGGGACGCAAUGUCGGCGGUUCCGGACUUCCUCGGCUCUGUGGCGAAGCUGGACGAGCUCGACAAGUUGGACAUGCGGCCGAGGCUGCUGGUGAACAUUGACCGGCAGCGAUCUUGCGACGAGAGGUCGCUGAGCGAGCUCACCAACGGCCACGCCGCGGAUGCGCUGCACUCGCCGCCGGGGACGGGGCGGAGGUCCGGCCUCGAUACUCCCGGGACGCAGUUCGCCGCCGGGAUCGAUUCGCAUCCUCACGUGCUGGAAGCGUGGGCCGCGCUGCGGCAUUCUCUGGUCUACUUCAGGGGACAGCCGGUGGGGACGAUUGCGGCGUUGGAUAGCACCGAGGAGAAUCUCAACUACGAUCAGGUGUUUGUGCGAGAUUUCAUACCUAGUGGACUGGCAUUUCUGAUGAAUGGGGAGCCAGAGAUUGUCAAGAACUUCAUUCUGAAGACUCUACGCCUGCAAUCCUGGGAGAAAAAGAUUGAUAGGUUCCAGCUUGGGGAAGGAGUCAUGCCUGCGAGUUUCAAGGUGCUGCAUGAUCCGGUAAGGAACUCCGAGACUCUGAUGGCUGAUUUCGGGGAGACUGCAAUUGGCAGGGUGGCUCCUGUUGAUUCUGGAUUCUGGUGGAUCAUACUGCUAAGGGCGUACACUAGGUCUACUGGAGAUACCUCAUUGGCUGAACUACCAGAAUGCCAAAAGGGAAUGCGGCUUAUUCUGAGCUUAUGCCUUUCAGAAGGUUUUGACACGUUCCCUACUCUUCUUUGUGCUGAUGGAUGCUGCAUGAUUGAUCGCAGAAUGGGUGUUUAUGGGUAUCCGAUUGAGAUUCAAGUGCUUUUCUUCAUGGCAUUAAGAUGUGCUUUGGUGUUACUGAAACACGAUGAGGAAGGAAAGGAGUUUAUGGAACGAAUUGUCAAACGCCUUCACGCCUUGAGCUACCACAUGAGGAGUUAUUUUUGGCUUGACCUCAAGCAACUCAAUGACAUAUAUCGAUACAAAACAGAGGAGUACUCCCAUACCGCAGUCAAUAAGUUCAAUGUGAUACCUGACUCCCUACCAGAAUGGAUAUUUGAUUUUAUGCCCAGUCGUGGUGGUUACUUCAUCGGAAAUGUCAGCCCAGCAAGGAUGGACUUCCGUUGGUUUUGCUUGGGAAAUUGUGUGGCCAUUCUGUCAUCCCUAGCCACCCCUGAACAGUCUACGGCAAUCAUGGAUCUCAUAGAAGCGCGAUGGGAGGAGUUGGUUGGUGAAAUGCCCCUCAAGGUAUGCUAUCCUGCCAUAGAAAGCCAUGAAUGGAAGAUCGUAACAGGUUGUGAUCCGAAAAACACAAGAUGGAGUUACCACAAUGGAGGAUCCUGGCCAGUACUACUGUGGCUGCUCACAGCUGCAUCCAUCAAGACAGGGCGUCCACAGAUUGCAAGGCGCGCAGUGGAGCUUGCUGAAUCCAGGCUGAUAAAGGACGGGUGGCCUGAGUACUACGACGGGAAGCUUGGGAGAUACGUGGGGAAGCAGGCGCGCAAGAACCAGACCUGGUCAGUUGCGGGGUACUUGGUGGCGAAGAUGAUGCUGGAAGACCCUUCUCACUUGGGUAUGGUGGCACUCGAGGAGGACAAACAUGUGAAGCCUGUAAUGAAGAGAUCAAACUCCUGGACUUGCUGAGGCCAGCAUGGGUUAUGAUCCAAUCUUAGGGUAAGCACAUGCAUCUUGAGCAUCGGACUGAAGAUCGUCGUGUAGAGAUGUGCAAAGCUAGAGUCUAACCCAUUCUGUUGUUUAGGCAUUUUGACAAUUGUAAGUAGCAAUUACUUUCCAACUGGAUGAGAUACCAUUGAGGUAGCUGUAGCGUAGCUAUCCUCCUUCCUUCCUUCCUUUCAGAUCCAAGGCUAUGUUUUGUUGUUCAGUGCCUUAGUUGUCCGUGCUAUGGUGGAACUGUUUACAUGUGAUGAUCCUGCAGGGGAAAGAAUGUUUUGUUGUCUGAAUUUGCGGUGUUGGAGUUUUACUUGGGAGAGUUUUAGCGGCAUAAACGCUUUCGUACAGGAGGGCCGAAUUUGCGGUGUUGGAUCGCUCACUUUUUGGUUACAAAAGGACACAUGGUUGGCCGAGUCCACGGGCAGCGUUUCCACCUUCACUGUAAUGAUUUCUGUUCUCAUUUGUCUGUUUCCCUCUUUUCGUUUAUUUUGUUUGUUUGCUUUUAGUGUCUUCUUCUAGUUCUUCCACUUCUUCUAGUUCAGGUCUUACUCCGGCUCGUUUGAUUUGGAAUGCUGGUUCAGUCCUUUUGGUUCCGAUGACAUUUCUGAUUUCUGCUUACCAUCAGAUUUGGUGGUGGCAUUGCAUUUUAG